Osmerus eperlanus (European smelt) is the source of this 975-nucleotide messenger RNA. Its product is annotated as olfactory receptor 1-like. The record is from RefSeq and is a predicted model, not a curated record. The coding region runs from base 1 to 975 and encodes 324 amino acids. Lineage: Eukaryota; Metazoa; Chordata; Actinopteri; Osmeriformes; Osmeridae. The transcript has a single exon. Gene Ontology annotation, cellular component: membrane. Gene Ontology annotation, molecular function: G protein-coupled receptor activity; odorant binding; olfactory receptor activity. Gene Ontology annotation, biological process: G protein-coupled receptor signaling pathway; detection of chemical stimulus involved in sensory perception of smell.
AUGAAUUUUACUUUUCUUCUGACAGCAUAUGGACCUCCAGGGCCGGUAAAUAAUGGAGGUUUUGUACUAACCUUUUUACUUUUUUGUCUCACAACAUUUUCAAAUCUUGUACUUAUGUGUGUUAUCUAUGUUGAUUCAAACUUACACAAGCCGAUGUAUAUAUUAUUGUUCAACUUGGCACUGAAUGGACUGGUAGGCUGUACAUCAGUCUGUCCUAAGGUAAUGGAAAAUCUGAUUAAGGUUGUACCUGACAUUACUUAUGAAGGCUGUUUAUUGCAGGUGUUUUUUAUUAAUGUACAUGCAACAAGUGCUUAUGCAAUUUUAACUGCAAUGGCUUAUGACAGGUAUGUUUCAAUUUGUAAGCCAUUGCAAUACUAUAGCAUUAUGACCCCCUUUAAAGUAAAAUUGUUGUUGGUCAUAGUCAAUUUCAUCCCUAUUAUCCUUUUAGCAAUUCAGGUGUUUAUUACCUCAAGACUGCCUCUUUGUGGUUAUAUCAUUAACAAGCUGUUUUGUGAUAACCUGGCUAUAGUUAACUUGUCUUGUGUUCGAAGUGCUGUCAGCAAUUUAUAUGGUAUAUUCAUCAUAUCAAUCCUGGUGAUUUUACCACUUCUUUUAGUAGUGCUGUCAUAUAUCAGAAUAUUAAUUGUCUGCUUGAAAGCUUCAAAGGACUCACAAAAGAAAGCCUUUAGCACAUGUGCCCCUCAUUUGAUAAUUUUCAUUAAUUUCUCUACAGCCACACUUUUCUCUGUUAUUUAUAAUAGAAUAGAAAACAGUGUUAUUUCUAGAGAGGUCAACAUAAUUAGUUCAGCUGCGUUCAUUCUGUUCCCUCCUUUGUUAAAUCCAUUUAUCUACGGGAUCAGGACCAAGGAGAUCCAAAUUGCUAUUAGAAAAAUCCUUAGAGGAAGAGUUUCUGCAUGGUCCAAUGACAUUGCACAUCUAAAAUCCAAACCUGUAAUGGUGUUAAAUAUUACAUAG